Molecule: messenger RNA, 3063 nt
Organism: Sipha flava (yellow sugarcane aphid)
Lineage: Eukaryota; Metazoa; Arthropoda; Insecta; Hemiptera; Aphididae
Product: RNA exonuclease 1 homolog
Exons: 1
Coding region: 132-2642 (836 amino acids)
Cellular component (GO): nucleus
Molecular function (GO): nucleic acid binding; exonuclease activity
Source: RefSeq, a predicted model, not a curated record
AAUAACAUCAAUAUUAAAUUUAAUUAUUUUUUAUAUUUUGUUCACCUAUUUUAUAAUAAAAUAUUAUAUUUCUUAAUAUUAUUUUGGGUGUUUUAUUUUUGCUUUUUCUUCAUUUUAAUAAGAUUGUCAAAAUGUUGCCUUCUAAAGGUUAUUUUAAGGCUCUCGAAUGUCCCUAUUUUACUGAAUCAUUUUGUGAUCGACCAUAUUGUCACUUUAAGCAUAGUAAACAAGACUUUUUAUCCGACUCAAACUGUCAAAUUGCUGCUAAAAUGGAUAACAACUGUGUCGUCAUUUUACCAGAUAACUCAAAGUUGCCUGAAGAACCAAAAUUAAAACCAAAGGUAAAGUCUAAAAUUAUUGAGUAUGUACCUCAAUAUAUUAAAUCUAUGAAUUUAGAAUCAAGCGAAAAUUCAUGCAUUUAUGUUUCGUCCGCUGAAAUAUGUAAAAAUGAAACUCCUAUCCUCGAAUAUAUACCUUCAAGUGUUAAUGAAACCAAUUUAGAUUUUGAACUAGAAACAUUAAAUGAUAAUAAUAAAAUAUUAAAAGAAAAAGAGCCAACAGAACCAAUUAAUUACUCUGAGAGUCUUACAACAACUUAUAAUAUAAGUAAGCAAAAUUCAGAUCUUUCUGAAUAUGUCCCUACUGUUAUUGAAAAACCUAAAGAUGUUAAAACAAGUAAACAUAAAGAUAGCCAUCACCGUGAACAUAGGUCAUCAUCAAAACGUAAACAUGAAUCAUCGAGAAAGUCUUCAGGAAGUUCCUCAAAAUCUUCAAACAAAUCUAAAAAAUCCAAAAAAGAUAAAUCUCCAGAACCGAAAAAAGAUAAAAGUAAACGAGAUCAUGAAAAAAAACAUGAGAAAAAAAUUCAAAACAUUAGGUGUACAAAACUUGAUACUUUGACUCCUUCUAAUUCCUAUGCGCCAAAGUCAUUAAGAGAAGCAGUAAUGGAAAAAGUGAACAAAAAAUUAGUUGAAAUAGAUGCCGUAAAAACUGAUUUGAGCUGUUCAAGUGAUGAAGGGAAAGGUCUAUCUACUACAUCAAUUGAAUCAGAUUUAAUUGAAUAUUCUAGUUCAGAAGAUUCUAAUAGUGAGCAGAAACCAUGUAAUGUUGUAGAAGCCAAAUUGAAAAAACGAAUAUCUCAUAUUUCUCCUUCUAGUAUAUUUGCCAAAAUAAAUGUAAGAACUGUUGUAAGACCUAGAAGUUCAAAAUCACUUCAUGAACUGGUUGCUAGCCGAGUGCAAUCUAUUCAAAAUAAUGAUUCUAGACUUCCAAAAAAAACUGAAAUUAGUUUUCAUAAUGAUCCUACUCUACCUUUGUUAAAAGCAAAAACUCGUGUUGCGCAUCAGCCAAAAAUUGAACCAGUAACUUCAAAACCUCUAACUCCAAAUAGUUCAAAAGUGAAUAAUAAAGAAAUUACUGCAGAUAUAAAAUUGUGUUUAAGAAUAAAAUCAUUUAAAAGCAGUAAUAAUAUGCCAAAUCCUUUGCGUCAAAGUUGUUUAGAGAAACUUUUUACUGCAUUUAUGAAUCACUAUUCAUCUGAAGAAGCAAUUGAUAAGGCACAUACGACUGAAGAAGAAGUUCAUAGUAAAGCAAAAUCAUCAGGAAUUUAUAAAAAUCUUAUAGUACAAUCUUUGAUGAAAGCCAAUAAAGCACCUGAACUACAAGUUAAAAGUAAUCCUUAUUACCCUUCGCACAUGUAUGGUGUUUGCUUGUAUGAUUUACUAAAAAAGUAUAUUCUUUCAAAAGACGAAUUGGAAAAGAAUGGUUAUCCCCUGAUGGGUGAUAAUAACCUAGCUUAUAUUUCAAAAAAUGCAUAUUAUUACUGUCCACUUUCUAAAAAACGUAAUGGUGAUAAAUUUAUUUGUAUGAAUUGUAAAAGUGAAUUUGAAAUCAAUAAACGUGGUAUGCCUAUUGUAACAUUAUCAAAAUGUAUUUAUCAUUCUGGCAAAUUAAAAUAUGAAAGAUCAAAAAAUGAAAAAUUUUGGUUAUGCUGCUACAAGAGACAACAUGAAUCUGGUUGCGAAUCAAGUAUGUUCCAUGUACCUGAUAAAUUGGAUGAUGAUGCUUUAGAGAAUUUUGUUGUAAUAGAAAACAUAAAAUCUCAUAAAAAUAUUGAGGACCCAAAUUUUUAUGCUCUAGAUUGUGAAAUGGUCAAUACUACUGUUGGUAUUGAAAUUGUUCGAGUCACUGUCAUUAAUCAUGAAGGAAAAGAAGUUUAUGAAUCUAAAGUAAAACCCUCUAAUCCUAUUCUUGAUUACAAAUCUAAAUAUAGUGGAAUAACUGAAGAAUCUUUAAAAUACUGUUCAAAAAGAUUGUUUGAUGUUCAACUAGAUUUAAUGAAAAUAUUUGAUAAAGAAUCAAUUUUGAUUGGUCAUAGUUUAGACAGUGAUUUAAAAGCUUUAAAAAUGGUACAUUAUAAUGUGGUCGAUACCAGCACUAUUUAUCCUCAUAAAUAUGGUCCACCGUAUAAGUGGGGUUUGAAGUUUUUAUGUGAACAGCAUCUCCAAAGAAUCAUUCAAAGUGAAGAAGGCCAUGACAGUAAAGAAGAUGCUUUAGCUUCCCUAGACUUAGUUUGGAAGAAACUAAAAGAAGAUGUGAAGAAAUUUAAACCUGUUAACAUAAUAAGUAUUGAUAAAAGAUAGUAAAUUUAAUUUAAUGAAAAUAUUUCUUAUGCAUUUGACAGUAAAUGUGAACAGGCACAUAAUUAAAGAAAGGGGAAGACAAGAGUGACUGUUCUCCAAAAUAUUGUAUACCUGUCUAUAAAUCUUAAUAUAUAAUUAAAAUUUUUAUAAAGUGCUCUCCAACUGCAAGAUUUAUAGAAAACAAAAAGUAUUUUUACCUAAAAUAUAAGAAAAUUGUAUUCAAAAUUAUUUCUUAUUGUAAAAGGUUCUAGUUUUAAACUGAGAGAAUAACAUUUCUUUUUACCAUCACUACCACCAAUUAAAUUCUGUCAAUGGGCUUGAUUGUAGCUCUAAACUUAAUAUGAUCUCAAUUUAAUUUAAUUCUAAAUUUAAAUGUAUAAUACAUUAGAUCUGGUGGGUUUAUUGUAAUUUGAUAAAAAAA